Arabis nemorensis is the source of this 348-nucleotide messenger RNA. Lineage: Eukaryota; Viridiplantae; Streptophyta; Magnoliopsida; Brassicales; Brassicaceae. The record is from the annotation of a GenBank genome assembly.
AUGAUCCUCGGGAAGCGUCCGAAAAGUUCCUCCGCCAAUUCUCCUAGUCGCGGCUCUCCUGCUCUGGCCGAACCUACGGUUCCCCUACUAUUCCUAACUUAUAAGGAAUCGGCUCUUUUAGCCAGGAGCCCUUCUCGUGAAUCUCUCCGCCCCAAGGGAUCAUAUCAUUCCCCAGGAGAGGUUGCGGGGACUUACGCAGCAUGUGACGCUAGGGGAAGGAGGGCUCCAGGGGAGCCUGAGCAGGUUCCUGAGCAGCCUGAGCUGUCUUCUCCUCUUCCCCCGCAAGAGUCUGGUCUCGCAUUCUACGAGAGAUGGCUCGGGAUGACCCAAUCCUGGGAUUCGCUCUGA